Ylistrum balloti is the source of this 4422-nucleotide messenger RNA. RefSeq names its product cytosolic carboxypeptidase 1-like. The transcript is spliced from 25 exons. The coding region runs from base 129 to 3872 and encodes 1247 amino acids. Gene Ontology annotation, biological process: protein side chain deglutamylation; C-terminal protein deglutamylation; proteolysis. Lineage: Eukaryota; Metazoa; Mollusca; Bivalvia; Pectinida; Pectinidae. Gene Ontology annotation, molecular function: metallocarboxypeptidase activity; zinc ion binding. The record is from RefSeq and is a predicted model, not a curated record.
UCAGAAGAACGGAAAUAAGGCACCGGGCUAUAUAUCUAGUUCUCAUACAGCCAGACCAAAUCAGGAAGAACAGAAGAGACAGGAACUGGUGGAGGGAAAGGAUUCAUUCUCCAUUUUCUGACAUCAAAAUGGACCGAAGUGUUGCGUCACGACUGCAAGGAUUGUUUCAGCAGCUGGAUAAGAUUGGUGGAAAGUCCACCAAAAGUCCAUUAUGUGGAGAGGACCUACAACAGUUACGAUACAUUACAUCCAAGAUAUUCCAAAUCCUAAACACACAAGAGAAAAUUCACCGGGAUAGUGUUUUAAAGAACAGUGGUUACAUUGAUGUUCUGCUGUCUACACUCAGGAAUUCCAGUGAUCGUACUGUCGUCCUGAAUGUGUUACAUUGCCUUAGUGAGCUGAUAGGGAAAACACAGGUAGGCAAGAGGACCAGUGUUCUGGUGAAUGCCAACACUACCAAUGUGCUGCUUGGGGCCAUCGUCAGGGAGACGGAGGAACAAGCUACAUGUGAUGAUUUACUACUCUGUGCCCACCAAGUCCUGGCCAAGCUGGCCCAGAAAGAUCGAAAGAUUGCCUUGAAAGCUAGACUUAAUCGUGCCUUACCCAUCACACUGAGUUUAAUCAAAAAUAACUCCUGUAACUUCAAGUACCUCCAGACCUACCUACAGGUGUUCAAAUAUUACACCAACAACAGUGUGAAUGCUUCCUACCUGGGUAAACACAAUGCCAUUCCUCCGAUGUUCCGAGUCAUACAGCAGUGUGGACGAAAACACAUUACCAUGCUUAAAUUGGCCCUUGAUAUCCUCAACAACCUCACAAAGUCUCGAAAUAAUGCCGCCCGUACAAUCGGUGGAGAACAUGUACCUCAUCUACUUGCCUUGUAUCAUGAAUGGCAUCAGAUGGACACAAAACAUCGCCAUGUGUCUGUCCGCAAGGGUAUCCUCAAUAUCAUCAAGAACAUCACGAAUCUCAAGUCUGGGAGGAAGGUUUUAGCUGAUGCCAAUGGUAUACAGAUCCUGUAUGAUAGCUCUCAGGAAGUGAUUGACUGUCGGGAGAUGGAGAGUCUGAUUCUCUUGGCAAGUGUCAUAAUGAGAAAGUGCUGUCCCAGGAACAAACUCCCUCUCAACAGCUUGAAGUGUCCUAUGUCAUUUGAACUUCCAGAGAGUGAUCUUUACCCGGAGUCUAGCAGACAAGAUUGCACAUCUAGUGUGUUUGGCUUCUCUGGGGAAUCACAAGACAGUGACAAUAGUUCUCUGGAGGACGAUGACGACAUUGACAGUGAUGAUGAACGCUUCAAAACCGACCCUCCAGAGGAGGUGGAGGAGGACCAAGGAAGGGCACCAGAACCCUUCAGACGUAUGGCUGAGGACCUGAGGAUGUAUGAUACUUUCUUCCCAGAGCUGUUUGAAAUUGAGGUGGAUGAUGAGGAUGAUGAGGUAGCACCACCAAACUCUAUCUACAUUCCCACAGGAACAUACGAGUCUUACCAAGGACUACCAACUAUGGGUGAGCGAGAGCUCUCCUGUCCAGCUGGAAUGUUCCGCAUGGCUAGUACCAUGAGUUACACCAGUUCUAAAAGUAGUGGCUACAGUUCACUACGCUGUGAAGGCUACCCAGAUCCUGUGGAGAGGUGUGACUCUGCCACAGCCAUCAACCUUAAAACAGGAACAAGUGUCUUCUCUUUAGAUCUACCUCAGUCAGUUCAGCCAAGCAAAAGUGCCCUAAAGAAACCGUCAAUGGUGCUUAAAUCAAAUACAACUCUGUCCAGUAAUAAAAAAUCUAAAAGUUCUAAAAAAUCUCAAAAGGACAAAAAAUCUUCUAAAAAGGUGAGUUGUUCUAGCUUGGCGAGUUCGAUGGCUUCGUCAAGUAUCCGUGAGAAUGUUGAAUUGGAAUCUGAGUUUGUGAACUCAUUGUGUAUCACUCCCGCACCUGUACGGGAGUCCGUGGAUGAUAUUGACCGUGUGCUGAUGAGCUCAAGUAGUGAGGAGGAGGACUUGGAGGGAUGUCUUCAUGACACUGUCGUUUUCCAGGAAAUAGGUCGUCUGACAAAAGGUGUCUACAGAUUUGAGAAGCUAGCAUAUCCAGAUCUUAUAGGAGCAAAAGGUGUACCGACAAACGAACCACUUUAUCACCGCAAGUUUGGAGUCCAAAGGGCCAAGGUGUUUGAGGACAUUGACAGAAUGAUUCACCCAGAGAAUAUAAUAGAUAGGGAUGUGUAUGACCUGGAUGCUCUAGUGAAGAGGACUGGGGCUGCCUAUACUAUACCUAACCAAAAUCUACUUAACAGGGACCCUAUGAGAGUAGGCAGCCAGCUUGAAGUGACAGCAGCCAAUUCUCUACAAUUUAAUUCUCAGUUUGAGAGCGGAAAUCUGCGCAAGGCUAUUUGGAUACGAGACUAUGAAUAUGACCUGAUACUGAACCCUGAUGUCAACACUAACCACCAUCACCAAUGGUUCUACUUUGAAGUCAGCAAUAUGGUGGCUGAUGUACCGUACAGAUUUAACAUUAUUAAUUGUGAGAAACUCAACAGCCAAUUUAACUUCGGUAUGAAACCUGUCAUGUUUUCUGUGUCUGAUGCUCUGGAUGGAAAACCUCACUGGUCACGUGUAGGAACAGAUAUCUGUUACUACAGAAACCAUUUUACACGGAGUGCCCAGGCUACGGGUGGAGUCAAGGGGAAAACAUACUAUACAACAACCUUCACAGUCAAAUUCAAACACAGCAAAGAUGUGUGUUACCUUGCCUACCAUUACCCAUAUACCUACACAACCCUACAGAGUCACCUGAGUGUUUGGGAGAGGAUAGUUGACAAUCGAACCAUUUUCUUCAGGAAACAGGACUUGUGUGAGACAAUGACUGGUAACAGUGUUCCUGUCCUGACCAUCACAGCCCAGCCAAAAACUUACAGUCGGGAACAUGUAGAAGAACUUAAAUCUAGACCGUACAUCUUCUUAUCCGGAAGAGUUCAUCCAGGAGAGAGUAACUCUAGUUGGGUUAUGAAAGGUACUAUAGACUACCUGUUGAGUAGGAAGCCUUCUGCCCAGCUCCUCAGAGAGACAUACAUUUUCAAGGUGGUUCCAAUGUUAAACCCAGAUGGUGUCAUCAAUGGAAAUCAUAGAUGUUCUGUGGCUGCAGAGGACCUUAACCGGCGUUGGGACAACCCCUGUCCUCGAUUACAUCCAACCAUCUACCACACCAAAGGCAUGCUUCAAUACAUGCAGAUGAUCAGCAAGAUUCCCCUGGUUUACUGCGACUAUCAUGGACAUUCUCGAAGAAAAAACAUAUUUUUGUAUGGCUGUAGUCCAAGUAUGUCAUGGAUUCCAAAUGACACACAAAACCCAGCUGUGACAGGAAACAGAGGGGAGGACAACAGCUUCAAGACUCUACCACGGAUACUACAUCUCACAUCAUCAGUAUUCUCCUGGCAGAACUGCAGCUUUGUAGUGGAAAAAGCCAAGGAAACAACUGCCAGAAUGGUUGUAUGGCGACAGAUAGGUGUCAUAAGAUCCUACACCAUGGAGAGCUCUUACUGCGGAAUAGAUAAGGAGGGAAAGUAUAAGGAUCAGCACAUCUCCACCACUAUGUUGGAGGAUAUGGGCCAGAAAUUCUGUGAGGCUUUGCUCAGAAUACGCUCCAGAUUUGGAGGUUAUGAUGUGGCAGCUUCCCUUCCUACCUCCAGUUCUUCACAACUCGACAUGGAGUCUGGUGCAGGAGCUCGACCUAGAAGGGAUCGGGAUGUUGGUGAUAAUAUGAUAGAUGAUGACAAUUUUGGAGGUGGAGAUGACAUUGAUGACAUGAAUGAGGAGUCAUCGCUUGAAGAUGACAUUUCACAAGAUGAUGAUGACAAUGUAUAUGAUGAAGACCCUAGUUGAAAUGGAUAAAGAAUACAUGAUGAAUAUUUCUUGAUUCCUGAGACUCAUGGUCAUGCCUCCCAUGUCGAUAUGUAACAACUCGGUGAGACUGGUCUUUUGUGUCAUGUCAAUGUCAUACAACACGGUGAAACAGGUCAUGUGUGUCUCAUGUCAGUGUGUACCAACUUGGUGAGACAGGUCAUGUGUGUCUCAUGUCAGUGUGUACCAACUUGGUGAGACAGGUCGUGUGUGUCUCAUGUCAGUGUGUAACAACUUGGUGAGACAGGUCGUGUGUGUCUCAUGUCAAUGUAACAUCUUGGUGAGACAGGUCGUGUGUGUCUCAUGUCAAUGUGUAACAACUUGGUGAGACAGGACAUGUGUGUCUCAUGUCAAUGUGUAACAACUUGGUGAGACAGGUCAUGUAUGUCUCAUGUCAGUGUGUAUCAAUUCGGUGAGACAGGUCAUGUGUGUCUCAUGUCAAUGUGUAACAACUUGGUGAGACAGGUCAUGUAUGUCUCAUGUCAAUGUGUAACAACUUGGUGAGACAGGUCGUGUAUGUCUCAUGUCAAUG